This is a messenger RNA of Dromaius novaehollandiae (emu), 3042 nucleotides long. RefSeq names its product EEF1A lysine methyltransferase 4 (gene EEF1AKMT4). The record is from RefSeq and is a predicted model, not a curated record. Bases 86 to 850 code for a protein of 254 amino acids. The transcript has 3 exons. Lineage: Eukaryota; Metazoa; Chordata; Aves; Casuariiformes; Dromaiidae.
GCCUUGCCCCGCGCACCGCGCCCUGCCGGAAGCAGCGACCGGAAGCUGCACGUGGGCGGCGCGGGCGGCACGUGGCGGCCGCGCCAUGGAGCGGCGGCGGCGGCUGCCGGACGCCAACGGCCGCUACCGGGAGCGCGGCUUCUGGGACGCGCGGUACCGAGAGGCGGGCGCCGAGCCCCAGGAGUGGCUCGGGGGUCUGUCCCGGUUCCGCCGGCAGCUGGAGGCGGAGCUGCGCCCCGGCGACCGCAUCCUCGUGCUCGGCUGCGGGAACAGCGCCCUGAGCCACGACCUCUACGAGCUGGGCUACACGGACAUCACCAGCAUCGACUUCUCGCCUGUGUGCAUCGAGGCCAUGAGAGCCCGCUACGCCCACUGCCCCGGCCUGCGCUGGGCCGUCAUGGACAUCAGCGCUCUGCAGUUCCCUGACGCCUCCUUCGACGUGGUGCUGGAGAAGGGCACCCUGGACGUGCUCACCGUGGAGGAGAGGGACCCCUGGCACGUGUCGCCCCAGGCCACCGCGGCGCUGCACCAGGUGCUGGCGGAGGUGAGCCGCAUCCUGCGCCCAGGGGGCCGUUUUGUCUCCAUCUCCUUCGCCCAGCCCCACUUCCGCAAGCCCCACUACGCGCAGGAGGCCUUCGGCUGGUCGCUGCGGCACGCCGCCUACGGGGACACCUUCCACUACUUCCUCUACGUCAUGUGCAAGGGCCAGCGCUUGGCUUCGCCCGAUGUGGCCCUGGGGCGCAAGCUGCGCCAGCCUCCGCCGGCCCCGGCCCCAGCGCCCCCCCCGGAGCCGCCGCCGCCGCCACCGGUCCCCGCCGACGAGGACUACCUCCGGGCCAUCGAGCUGUGAGCGAGCGGGGCUUCGCCCACCUCCCUGCCUUGCCCGGGCCGUAUCGCCCUUCGGCCGGGGCCCUGUGCCCGGUAGCGCCUUAAGGAGCUGCCCUGCAGAUCAGCCCUCCCAGGGGAGCUGGGGACCGGGGAGCAGCCCCCCCCCGCCUUGCCAGUCACCCAGCGAUGUGAGUAACGGGAGGAAGAGGGAGCAGCCUCCUCCUGGGGGAGCGUUUUGGGCAGGGGCAGCGGGGAUGCCACGGUGCCCAGGAGCGAGCCAGGGCCCCGGCAGGCGGACGCAGGGGGGAGAGUGGGAAAUGCCACCUGGGCUCCCGUCUCGGGGCCUCGGUUGUGUGUUUUGCCUCCCUUCUCCCCCCCUCCUCGCCUCUGGAAAGCAGCCAGGGCUCUGGGCUUUGUGGCUGGUAAUGAAACUGAAUCAGGUUUAAUUCCAUCCAUCCAUCUUGCAGGGGACCUGCUCCCUCCCUCCCUCCCUCCCUCCCUCCCGCUGGUGCCGGCUCCGGUGGAGGCUCCGCGGCAGUGCGGAGGAGCGGGGAGGCUGCGCUGGGGCUUUUCAUUCCUCUCCUUUCCCAGCUGCAAGCAAAUGUCUGGCCCCGCACGAUUAGCGAGCGUGGUGCUGACGAGGAGAGGGGCAGGAUCCCCCCCCGCCCCGGCGCUUUUGUGCCCACCUGAGCACCGGGGGCAGGAGCCACCCGGGGGACGGGGGCCCUGGGCUCUGCACAAGCCCUUUUCCCCCCGACGGCCGAUCACGUUUGAUCCACGCCACCUCCUUUCCCUGCUCGGCCCCCAAGCCUUGCUGCGGCCCCCGGGGGGGAGGGUUUGAUAUGACCCCGUUGCUGCUGGCCCGUGGUGCACGCCGGGCUGGGAGCGGGGGGCUGGCUGGGGGGUAGUUUGGGCUCCCUGGGGACGGGAGCAGGAUGCCCCAGGCUGCACCCUUAGGCCUCCCCAGCGCGUCCGAGCGGCUUUCCUGGCGCCCGCGUAGCCGGCUCUGCCCAAAACCAGGAGAAGCCGCACCGCCGAGCUGUGCUGGGGCGGCUCGGGGGCUGCCCGCAGCCCCUUCCGUGCCGUCCGGCCGUGGGGAGCCCCCGGCCCCACGGGGCCCCGCCGAUGCUGCGGUGCCAUGGGAAACCCGGCAGCGCCAUGGCAACGCGCCGGGUCGAUAGCAUCCGUCGGCCCCGCGGCGGGGACGCGCUGGCCGGGGGUGCCCCCUCCCCGUGCCGCCGGUGAAGCGGUGCCGGGUGUGGGGGUCCUGCGCCGCUCUCCCGCCCUCGCCCCAGCUCGAGUGGGCUACUGGUCCGCACUGGGAUGUGGCGUGGCGCAGGUUCCCACGCACAUCACCCCUCAUCCCCUCCUGGUCCAUGGUGGCAACCAGGCGCGAUCCUGGCACGGGGACCCUGCUGGCGCGCGGUGGCAUGUGCGGGGUUGGGGACACGCGUGCUGGCGGGGGCGGCAUCAGCGCCUGUGCCAGUGCGCGGAGCUGAGCUCAGCGGCAUGGGGGCGUCUGUGGCGUCUGGAGCGGGGCCGCGGACGUCUCGCCGGCUGUCUCGGCGCGCGGGGGUUCACAGCGUGGCUUCGCCGUGGGGCUGUGCCCACCAGUGCCCGCGCGCACCCGUGGGUGCAUUUCGGCAUUCUUGGCUCGUGGUGCUCCCGCCGUGCAAACUGGGACCGAAACGCCCCGGGAUGCCCCUCGCGGGGUCACCCCUGCGGCUCGGCCCCCAGGGGGGCAGCGAUGCUGGGGGGGGGUAGCAGGGGGAAGGGACACCUCCGCGGAGGGACAGCAGUAAAAUAUUUAACAGGCACGAGCCGCCGGGCUGCUAUUUCUGGCGAAAGGCAAAAGUGGGUCAGCCGGGAGCUGCCCCCCCUCCCUGCCGGGAACCAGCAAAGGACUUGGGGGUCGGUCCCCCCCAGCCCGCAGGAGCGUGGAGCCUGGAGCUGGGGCAGUGCCGAGAGCCCAGCCAUUCCCAAAAAACAGCACACCAAAGCGCCGGGGCUGAUCCCUGCUGCAGCCCUGCGGCCCCGCUCGCUCUGGUGGGGGACGGCGAAAGGAAGGAGCAGGCGGCUGCCGGCCUCGAGUUGGUACAUGAAUGUAUUUUAUUCAUCGCGUUUUGUUCACCAGUACAGUGAAAAAUGGCAUUUAAAUUUACAAUGGAUCAUUCGUAGAACAUCAUGACACAAGUAUCUUUUUUUUUCUUCUUU